This is a messenger RNA of Candidula unifasciata, 774 nucleotides long. The record is from the annotation of a GenBank genome assembly. NCBI's taxonomy places the organism in Eukaryota, Metazoa, Mollusca, Gastropoda, Stylommatophora, Geomitridae.
AUGAAAAUGAAGCCAACACAAGAAGAACUGAACUGCUUGAUUCACAACACAACUUAUUCCCGCCUUCUGUGUCUGAACGAUGUCAAGGCCAGGCUCUAUCUUCCGGUAACCAUCUUUCUGGCGGUGCUCAUUGUCAUUGGCACUAUCGGCAACACGAUGGUGUGUCUGGUGUACGUCAGGAGAAGAACGCGCGCCUCAUCACAUUACUUUAUCCUGGCACUGGCCGCCCUUGACCUCAUGACCUGCGUGGUGGGUCUGCCAACGGAGAUCGCUGACUUGCUCCUGCCCUAUACGUUCGAGUCUCCCUGGGCCUGUAAGAUUCUGCGCUUUAUCCACUCGACCACCAUCAUUGCCAGCAGCACCAUUCUGAUCCAGGUUGCCUUCGAUCGCUACUAUCGCAUAUGCCAGCUUGGACGCCAAUUUACGGCCAACAAAGCCAAAUUUCUGUGUGUUGGUGCAGUCAUACUAGGAUUUAUCUGUUCUUGGCCAACAUUUAUACUUUUUGGCAGGAAAACCGUCACAAGAAGACUCGGAGGAAACAUUCUGAAAGGAACCGACUGCACCACUGACGACUCCAUGCGCCGCACUAUCUACCCGACCAUCUACUACGUGUUCCUCUUCUCCCUCUUUGGCAUCACGGUGGUGUUCUUUGGCGUCCUCUACUCCAAGAUCGGCCUGACCAUCUUGCGGAGAAAGAAGUUUACUUCCGGGUCAGUGAACUCUCCGCCAGCAACACCCAAAGGCUUGAAGCGAGCUGGCUCCAAGAAAGCCCAC